Messenger RNA from Saprolegnia parasitica CBS 223.65, 1084 nucleotides. RefSeq lists its product as hypothetical. Gene Ontology annotation, molecular function: metal ion binding. The record is from RefSeq and is a predicted model, not a curated record. The coding region runs from base 20 to 1084 and encodes 354 amino acids. The transcript is spliced from 4 exons. NCBI's taxonomy places the organism in Eukaryota, Oomycota, Saprolegniomycetes, Saprolegniales, Saprolegniaceae.
CUUUCUUCUUCCGCCGGCCAUGGCACGCAAGGUGAGGAUCUCGGAGCAGAGUCUCAUCUCGCCGACGUCGUUCGUCGCGAGCCAGAGUCACUGCAACCUCUGCACCAAGAAACUGCACUUCUUCUACUACAAGCACCACUGCCGCGUGUGCGGCAAGAUCGUGUGUGGCAAGUGCAAGGAGCUAGCGCUCGUCGAGCUCCCCGGCGACAAGAUCGCCGACGUCAAGGUCUGCGCGUCCUGCAUCGCUCAAGUCGGCACGCAGGCGACGUCCAUCUCGACCGAGUCCGUGUCGUCGGGCGGGUCGGGCGGAUCGGCGCCGCGCCUCUCGUCAAGUCGAUACGUGAGCGCCAGCGUGCGCGUGCCUCGGCUGAGCGACCUUCCCGAACUGCACGGUACCGACUGCUGCUUUGUGUGCGCCCGCGUCUUUAGCACCCACCACCCGAAACACCAAUGCCGACAGUGCCGCAAGGGCGUCUGCUACGGCUGCCGCAUGAACGCCAACGACCCGCUCUUCAUCGAGCUCGGACUACCCUUUCUCAUGGCGUGCUGGACGUGUGUCGCUGCGAGCGACGCGAUCCAGCUACAGAGCACCGAUCACUUUUCCAGCCCGCUCGCGCCGGCCGAGGCGACGCGGCUCGAGGCACUCUACGACCUGCAUAUCCUCGACUCUGGUCCGGACGCAGCCUUCGACAUCCUCUGCGACCUCGCGUCGCAAGAGUUCAACUGCCCGAUCGCGGUCGUCUCCUUUAUGGACGUCAAUCGCCAGUGGUUCAAGGCGCAGAUGGGGCUCACCGACACGGAGGUGCCGCGUGCGUUCUCACUGUGUGAGAAGGCGCUCAAAUCCACGGAAGCCAUCGCCGAGUGGGACAUUCGCCUCGACGCCGAGCUCGCAGUGCACCCACUCGUGCAAGGCGGCCCGCGCCUCCGGUUCUACGCUGGCGCGCCGCUCUUGACACCGUCCGGCCAAGCAGUUGGUACCAUUUUCGUGCUCGACAAGGUCGUCCACGAGCCACAGAGUCUCGGGCGGCUCGAGGAGCUCGCCGCGAUCGCCAUGAAGCUCACGCUGGCGGGCCAGACCUUUUAG